ACCGGAAGUGCGAUCCACAGUGUACUUCACCGAUUGGCUAGCGGCGAAAUUUGAAAUGCAACGCGCUCGUUGUUACUUUGGCUGCACCAGGAUGAGGCUGAAGCUGUUGACCGUUGUGGAAGGAAAAGAAAAAUAACCUUUUACUAACUGAAAAGGAAAAAACGAACAGAGAAAAGAAAAUCUUCCAGCAGUUUUAGAGUCUUCCAUUUCGACAGAAAAGCAUGGACACCACGGCGUUUAACCUCCAAGGCUUCUUUGAUAAGCUGAUGACACACAUUGAUCUUCUGAAUGACAACAUUGAGCCCAAUUUUAUUCAGAUGGCGCGGAACUUUGAUGAGUGCCGCCGCAAAUGGCUGAGCUCCGAGCAGGAGCUGGGGGCCUGCAAGGAGAUGCUGAGAACCGCAGAGAUGGAGAGGGGGGCUCUGGAGGUCAAACUGAAACACGCCCGCAACCAAGUCGACGUGGAGAUCCGGCGCCGCCAGAAGGCCGAGUCUGACUGCGACUCACUGGAUCGUCAAAUUCAGUUGAUCCGAGACCUUUUGACCAGUGAGGGGUCCACCAACAGCAUACAGCUGAGUGCAGAGCAGAGGUCUGCACUGGCGUUCCUAAACACAAAUGGUCAAGUGGGGACCAACCUGAACUCCAGUCGAAGACUCGUGACCAUAGAUGAGUCCGCUUCCAUCUUGUCAGAUAUCAGCUAUGACAAAAGCGAUGACUCUCUUGACUGGGACUCUUCCACAGUGAGGACAGUGCGACUCAAGAAACGGGAAAAAAGGCGCUCCUCCAGGAAUCAGGUUGAUGGACCUCCGUUGUCGGCUAAAAGGUCUCGAUCUACGGGCAGAGCGGCAGAGAGGGCCAACGAGACCCUCGUGACGACGACAACAGUCACUGUGCCUGCGAACGGGGGGCCCGUUGAGGCUGUUUCUACUAUCGAAACUGUUCCAUAUUGGACUCGAAGCAGGAGAAAGACUGCUGCCAUCCAGGAGGACUCUGAAUCUGUCAGGUCUGAGGAUGUUUUUAAGGCACCAGCUAACCCUGAGGUAGACGCCAGAGCCCAGCCCAGCACUCCUCAGAGCAAGGGAGCCGUCCGUCCACACGAGUUCGUGUCUAAAACCGUUAUUAAGCCUGAAUCCUGUGUGCCAUGUGGAAAAAGGAUCAAGUUUGGCAAGAUCUCGCUGAAAUGUCGAGACUGCAGGGUGGUGUCGCACCUUGAAUGUCGAGAGCGGUGUCCCCUGCCAUGCAUCCCCAACCUGGGAGGCACGCCAGUCAAAAUCGGAGAAGGAGUCCUUGCAGACUAUGUUUCAGACUCUUCACCGAUGAUUCCUUCCCUUGUGGUCCACUGCAUCAGCGAGAUUGAACAAAGAGGCCUACAUGAGGCUGGCUUAUACCGGCUGUCUGGUGCUGAUCGCACAGUGAAGGAGCUGAAGGAGAAGUUUCUCCGCAGUAAAACCGUUCCUGUGCUCAGCAAGGUGGACGAUAUCCACGCCAUCACAGGCCUCCUGAAGGAUUUUCUGAGGAACCUGAAGGAGCCUCUUCUUACCUUCCACCUCAACCGAGCUUUCAUGGACGCAGCCGAAGUUUCAGACGACGACAACAGUAAAGCUCUCAUGUACCAAACCAUUGCCGAUCUGCCACAGCCCAACAGAGACACGCUUGCUUUCCUGGUCAUUCACCUGCAGAGAGUUGCAGACAGUUUGGACACAAAGAUGGACAUCAGUAACCUGGCUCGGGUUUUUGGACCAACCAUUGUAGGCCACGCCGUUCCCAACCCAGAACCCAUGACAAUUCUGCAGGAUACCAAACGACAGCCUAAAGUUGUUGAGCGGCUGUUGAGUCUGCCAGUCGAUUACUGGGCUCAGUUUGUGAACUCAGAGACCGAACAGCCAAACUUGGACCAAUUGAUCAUUGAGAACGCAAACUGCUACGCCACUCCUGAGAGAGUGAGCAUUCUCGGACCUCUGACCACGCCAGAGCACCAACUAAGCAAAACCCCCUCCUCCAGCUCUUUGACUCAGCGCAUGAGGUCCACGCUGACACCCAGAUUUGGAAGCAAGAGCAAAUCGGCUGUUGGGUUUUCUCACCAAGGAAAGUUCUUUGCCUCUCCACUCCUCAAAUAGCACAAGGCGGCAACACAAUACAUGGAUAGGCUUUAUUUCACUUCAGAACAUGUUAAGUUGUGGAUAUUGAUUGUUUUUAUGUUUUUUUUAAAGGGUAUUUUAAAGAAAGUAGAAUGUUUUUCUCCAUCCGUACACACCAGCACACCAUUGCAGUUGAUGCUUUGCUCAACGGUAAGGAGGUCGGCCUCAUUUCAGAUGACAACAUACGGGAAAUUAACCAUUUUCGAGGAGAUGUGUUAAUUCAUUAAAUGUACUGUAUCCACAGCUUCCAUAUGCAACCAUUUCAGUUUUUCAGCUCAUGUCUUACUCAGCAGCUGAAGACGUUACCUUUUUGGCAUUUAAUUAUUGAAGUCAUUGAAUGUGCGCUUGUUUGUUGCAAGAUUUCAUUGUUUUGAUGUUUGUAAAUGUUUUUGUUCAUUAGGAUCGUCCUUUUUAGCCAGUGAUUUGUUUUGUAAAUGCUGUAGAAUCAUAUCUUCAAAAGCUUUAGUCACAUGUCUAGAUUCGGCCCUCUCUUGGAGGUGCAGAAAAUUCUUUCUUUUGUAUCUUUUGUAAGCUGGGCACUUUUUUUUUUUUUUUUGUCCCAGAAAAUGGCCAAAAAAAAGACAAUGUCAGACAUUAGCUUCAUGUUCUUCCUCUGGUGUUUAUUGAUCCUUAAAAUGUUUGUCCUUAUUUGCAGGGUUCCCAUAGAAAAGGAAAUUAUUUUGUGUAAGCCAGUUGAGUCAUUGUGGCAUUAUUUGGUUGUACAUCAUCACAUUUUAAAAAGUGUGCUUUCAAAAAUGCAUGUAACUUAUAAAAUACAUUUCAGACUUAAGCAA
Messenger RNA from Oryzias latipes (Japanese medaka), 2932 nucleotides. The record is from RefSeq and is a predicted model, not a curated record. NCBI's taxonomy places the organism in Eukaryota, Metazoa, Chordata, Actinopteri, Beloniformes, Adrianichthyidae.